Molecule: messenger RNA, 3369 nt
Organism: Nyctereutes procyonoides (raccoon dog)
Lineage: Eukaryota; Metazoa; Chordata; Mammalia; Carnivora; Canidae
Gene: LPIN2
Product: lipin 2
Exons: 21
Coding region: 248-2950 (900 amino acids)
Biological process (GO): fatty acid catabolic process; positive regulation of transcription by RNA polymerase II; triglyceride biosynthetic process
Cellular component (GO): cytosol; nucleus; endoplasmic reticulum membrane
Molecular function (GO): phosphatidate phosphatase activity; transcription coactivator activity
Source: RefSeq, a predicted model, not a curated record
GCGUCCUCGGCCGGCCCCGCCCCCUCAGCCCCGGCGAGCGCGCCGUCCAGCCGCCGCCUCCCCUCGGCCGCCCGCGGGCGCCGGCGCGGGUCGGGAGCGGAGCCGCCGCAGAUUUUAUUCAUUUAUUCAUGAGAGACAGAGAGAGAGAGAGACGAGGCAGAGGGAGAAGCAGGCUCCAUGCAAGGAGCCCAACGUGGGACUCGAUCCUGGGACUCUAGGAUCACUCCCUGGGCUAAAGUUUCAAACCAUGAAUUAUGUAGGACAGCUGGCUGGGCAGGUGAUUGUCACUGUGAAGGAACUCUACAAGGGCAUUAACCAAGCCACUUUGUCUGGGUGCAUCGAUGUCAUUGUGGUGCGGCAGCAGGAUGGCACCUAUCAGUGUUCACCUUUCCACGUUCGGUUUGGGAAGCUGGGGGUCCUGAGAUCCAAAGAGAAAGUGAUUGAUAUAGAAAUCAAUGGCGAUGCAGUGGAUCUUCACAUGAAAUUGGGUGACAACGGGGAAGCUUUCUUUGUGGAGGAGACUGAAGAGGAAUAUGAAAAACUUCCUGCCUACCUUGCCACCUCACCAAUUCCUACUGAAGACCAGUUCUUUAAAGAUAUGGAUGCUCCUUUGGUGAAAUCUGGUGGAAAUGAAAGACCAUCUCAGAGUUCAGAUAUCUCACAUAUCUUGGAAACAGAAACAGUUUUCACUUCAAGUUCUGUGAAAAAGAAAAAACGAAGGAGAAAGAAAUGCAAACAGGAUAGUAAGAAGGAAGACCAAAAUGCUUCCCCUGCCUCCCCUGCUGCAGAGGAUACUGUGGAUGUGGAAAUGAGCUCUGAUGAUGACAAGGCGGCCCAGUCAGCAAGAGGAUCUUCAAAUGCUUCCUUAAAGGAAGAUGAAUAUAAGGAGCCUUUGCUCUUCCAUUCUGGGGAUCACUACCCCUUAUCUGAUGGAGACUGGUCCCCUUUAGACAACCCCUAUUCCCCAGCAGCAGUAUGUCCUAAGAGUGAUUCAGAGUUGGAGGUGAAACCUGCCGAGAGCCUGCUCAGAUCUGAGUCCCACAUGGAGUGGACGUGGGGAGGGUUCCCAGAGUCCACCAAGGUCAGCAAAAGAGAGAGAUCUGACCAUCAUCCUAGGACAGCUACGAUUACACCCUCAGAAAAUACUCACUUUCGGGUAAUUCCCAGUGAUGACAACCUCAUAAAUGCAGUUGAUAAAGAUGUUUCUAUGGGAGAAACAGUCUGUACCAUAGUGAAACCCAAACCCAGAGCCCUGUGUAAGCAGAUGAGCAAUGCAACUUCUGCUGCAGAACUUCUCGAACCUCCCCUGGAACCUCCUCAGAUUUCAUCUAUGUUAGAUGCAGAGCACCUUCCUAACCCAUCAUUAGUGGAGACCCCCUCAGAAUCAAAACUUGCAGUGAAAGUAGACUCACCAUCAAAGAAGAAAGGCGUCCACAAAAGAAGCCAGCACCAGGGACCUGAUGAUAUUUACCUGGAUGACCUAAAGGCUCUAGAACCUGAAGUUGCAGCGCUCUAUUUCCCUAAAAGUGAAUCGGACCCUGGCUCUCGGCAGUGGCCCGAGUCUGACACGCUCUCUGGCUCCCAGUCCCCACAGUCUGUGGGAAGUGCGGCUGCAGAUAGUGGCACCGAGUGUCUCUCAGAUUCUGCUAUGGACUUGCCUGAUGUCACCCUCUCCCUUUGUGGGGGUCUAAGUGAAAACGGAGAAAUUUCCAAAGAAAAAUUCAUGGAGCAUAUCAUUACUUAUCAUGAAUUUGCAGAAAACCCUGGACUCAUAGAUAAUCCUAACCUUGUAAUACGGAUAUAUAACCGUUAUUAUAACUGGGCUUUGGCUGCUCCCAUGAUCCUUAGCUUGCAAGUAUUCCAGAAGAGUCUGCCGAAGGCCACAGUUGAGUCCUGGGUCAAAGAUAAGAUGCCAAAGAAAUCUGGUCGCUGGUGGUUUUGGCGUAAGAGAGAGAGCAUGACCAAACAGCUGCCAGAGGCCAAGGAAGGGAAAUCCGAGGUGCCACCAACCAGUGAUCUGCCAUCGAGCGCAAAGGAGCCAGCCAGUGGCAGGCUGACUGAGGAUGACUCAUCGAGUGAUGAGGGGUCCCAGGAGCUCGAAGAGUCCAUCAAAGUGGACCCUGUUCCCACAGAGCCCCCAAGCCAUGGCAGCACAACCUCAUAUAAGAAGUCUCUUCGACUCUCUUCGGACCAGAUUGCAAAACUGAAGCUCCAAGAUGGCCCAAAUGAUGUCGUGUUUAGUAUUACAACCCAGUAUCAAGGUACCUGCCGCUGUGCAGGGACCAUUUACCUGUGGAACUGGAAUGACAAGAUCAUCAUUUCUGAUAUUGAUGGGACAAUAACCAAAUCUGAUGCUUUGGGCCAGAUUCUUCCACAGCUGGGUAAAGACUGGACUCAUCAGGGUAUAGCAAAGCUCUACCACUCCAUCAACGAGAAUGGCUACAAGUUCCUAUACUGCUCCGCACGUGCCAUUGGCAUGGCUGACAUGACCCGUGGUUACCUGCACUGGGUCAAUGACAAGGGUACCAUCUUGCCUCGGGGCCCUCUCAUGUUGUCCCCCAGCAGCCUGUUCUCUGCCUUCCACAGGGAAGUGAUAGAAAAGAAGCCAGAGAAGUUCAAAAUUGAGUGUCUAAACGAUAUCAAGAAUCUGUUUGCCCCAUCUAAGCAGCCCUUUUAUGCUGCCUUUGGAAACCGUCCAAAUGAUGUCUAUGCUUACACACAAGUUGGAGUUCCAGACUGCAGAAUAUUCACCGUGAACCCCAAGGGUGAAUUAAUACAAGAAAGGACCAAAGGAAACAAGUCCUCGUACCACAGGCUGAGCGAACUCGUGGAGCACGUGUUCCCACUUCUCAGUAAGGAACAGAACUCUGCCUUUCCCUGCCCAGAGUUCAGCUCCUUCUGCUACUGGCGGGACCCGAUCCCCAAAGUGGACCUGGAUGACCUGGCGUGAGGUGACACCUCCAGGGGGAGGUCCUCAGUCCCUCACCUCACAGCAAGGGAAGGUGACCAGCGCUUCUGCUGGGCAGAGGACAUUGGGCAACCCUGCAAGCCACAGGUGCAGGACGAGACCCAUGUGGAUGGCUGGGCACCAGCAGGCACUGGGAGAGUCCUGGAGCUGCAACCGUGGUCCUCCUUCCCCUUCCCAGGCCUGGUAGGGCUGUGACCCAGUGCCCUGGCCAGGGUUGGAGGGGAGGGGGGUAGCGGAGGAGCUCGGACCUGCGGUCGGAGGCCUGGGCUCCUAGUGCUGUGGUCCUCAUACACGUGCUGUGUCAGGUGUGUGCUGGUGCUCCUUAAACUGAAUGAUUUAAAAGGAAGAAAGAAGCUGAGAGGGGACCAAAACAUGUAUACAGUAAAGUGUUAUAAUUUCCA